GUACAAGUUACCAUUACAUACAGACACUGAUCUAGGAAAAGACGUUUAGAGAAAAGUUCCUGAAACGAUGCUGUUGUCAACUUUGAUUGUUUGUUUGCUUCUUGUAAAUAGAAUGAAUACUGAGGAACCGCACUGCUCUCGAUUCCACUACGAGGAUCAACUUUUGGAUAAAAUGAUUCGGUUAGAUGUGAAAGUUGAAGCGAUUGAAAAAAUGAUAACUAACACAAACAGACAAGUUUUAGAAACAGAUAAAAAUGUUAAGGAAACUAACUGCACUAAAAUCCGAAGGCAUAAAUUUCAGGAGGGAUUUUAAUGACCUUAAAACGAAGCUCAUGGACGAAUCAAAAAGGAUAAAAGAUACGUUGCUGACUCCUGCAGUAUCCUUCAAUGCCCGCCAACUAAAUGACCUCAGCCUUGAAACAGGUCAAACUGUCGUCUUUUCUAAGACCAUGGCGAACCAUGGCGACGCCUAUGAUAACGUUACUGGCAUAUUCACAGCACCAGUGGGCGGUACAUACGUGUUUACUAUUCAUCUGUGUGUGAACGGUGGUUAUACUUUCUAUUAUGACAUUAUAAGGGAUAGCGAAAUCCAAGCGUACGGGAGAUUCUACGAGGAUGGUUCCACUGCUUGUCACUCGGCAAAUGCCAUUAUGGUGCUGGAAGCCAGACAGAAAGUUUGGCUGAAGUGUCUAAUGGGAUCAACUUCAUCAGACAUCUUGUCGGAGUACGAUUCAACUUCGUAUAAUUACUGGAAUACAUUUUCUGGAGUGUUAAUUCAUAAGUAAAUGGCCGUGGAUGCACCUGUUUGAGAUGUUUAACCUGUCUUAUUUCCUUUCAAAACAUUGCCGUGUAAAGACAUUCUAACUGAAAAUAUGAAAGACGUUAGAGAAAUUCAUAUUCAUUAUGCAAAAACUUUGGCCUAUUGGAACUACAUUUAUCGGGAGAAAAAGAAGCAGUUUUUACACAGGACAACUUUUGACAAAACAUCACUGUAACACGGUGUAUGAUUGUUACCAAACUUAGCCGGAAGUUUACGAAAUAUAAUGGACAAGCAACGCAUUUUAAGUCAAAUCAAUGAUCGAAAGAAGGAGGAGGGUGUAUAUUUCGCUGGUGAAAAUCGCAAGAAAACGUAUGAUUAACAUAAUUUAUUGUUCACGGAACCCAAAAGUGAAAUGUUACGUCUGCAAUACUGUACAGUAGUAAUACACUGUCAUUUUCACUUACAUGAAGAUUUGAUUGAAGAGGGCGCGGAAUUGUUUUAAUUAUUGACGAGAAUGUAUUACUUUUAUAUCAUUUUAUGCACAAUUGCUUUAGAAUUGUACCUACCAAUAGGUUGUAUACGUUCAAUUUUUUUCAUUAAGGAAAAUAUUUACACUUUGAUUGUUCCUUGUAUAUCUGUUUUGCGUUCCUAUAUUUCUAAGUUACGUUCAGUGUUAACAAGCACAUAAAUUUUUCGUUUAGUGAGAUAACAUGGCACCCCAUUCAUCAUCCACAGAAUCACUUCAAGCUGUCAUAUAGAGUAUGCCUUAGAUCAUGAAUCCAAACAGGUUGUAUUAUUUAUUAUAUGCGAAAAUGCGGUGUGCAAUUUAUUUUCAAGAAACACUUUCGUUAUAUAUCCGAGAAACGCUGCAGAUCUUAGACAUCACAUCGUAUUUCUUCUUACUGCAUUUUGCAUCGUUGGAGCGUGUAGUGUAAUGGCUAAAUUUUGUAUUUUAUUUUUGAGUAUUUCUUUCAGAAGUUUAAGAUUUGAAAUUACACACAAAAAAUUAAUUAACAAAGUCAGACAAAACCUGUCAAAUCUGCAGUAGCUUCAGGGUGUAAAACAUCAGUGAAUUAUCUAACUUUAAUUACUAAGUUGACGGAAGUUUAAAAAUGUGUCUGCAAUGUUUUCCUGUAUUAUCCUACAUAAACUCAAUAUACACUGUGAUCUGAGGGAGGGAGCAGCCCAGGUGACGAGCUAGGGAACAUGGUCCCGCUCUGAUGAGCUGAAACUCAAUAAGCAUUGUUAAAACCUAGGUUAAAAUAUAUUUAUAGAUAAGAAAUUGUAUUAACAGAGUUGUCAACAUAACUGUUUUAAAAGACUAACUGAACAUUGAUUAUAUCGUUGAAAUUCGACUGAACAUUUAUAAGUAACUGUGCAUAUUGCUCUUCGUAGGAAAUAAAAAUGUUAGAACUGUCAUAAUGGUGUUGUGUUUUGAAGACAAACUUUAGGUGCAUCGGCCAGGCCACUAUACUACGUUACAAGCGAUAUUA
Mercenaria mercenaria is the source of this 2253-nucleotide messenger RNA. Its product is annotated as C1q-related factor-like. Bases 255 to 785 code for a protein of 176 amino acids. The record is from RefSeq and is a predicted model, not a curated record. The transcript has 2 exons. Gene Ontology annotation, molecular function: protein binding. Lineage: Eukaryota; Metazoa; Mollusca; Bivalvia; Venerida; Veneridae.